AGAUGGCUUUUUGUCUUUGGUAGAAUUCACGAGCUGUGUCGAGGUAAUCUUACACAGCGUGACUCUUGUCAACUCAGGCGUACCUUAUCGCGACUAUUUAGGAGAGUAAAUAUGUCCGCCAUACACGGGUAACAUUAUCAAGUGAAAGGGGGUGAACUGUUCUCUGUGAAUAAGCUUUGACAAAUGCAGCUUUUAUGCGCCGUGUCGAUCAACGACAAGCAAAGCUGCACUGCAGGGUGGCUGACGGGGCGUCCUUAACAACCGCCUAGGCGUCACGUGACAACGCUCCCGGUUGCUGUUUCAAGUCAUGUGACUAACAGCGCAGUCAAUCAGAAACGCUGAUCCGGGGUCACGGACUAACGAAACAUGGCGACGCUCGUCGAAGGGCCUUUCGGGCAGACGACAGAUUUCAACAUGGGCCUUAACGGCAAAUAUGAGACUCGGCUUGGUGACGAUGUGCUGACUGAAAGUUUUGCCAGAACGCUUGAACAGUAUUACGACAAAGCAGAUCGAAGGGAUCAAGCAAAGUGCUUGGAGUUAUUAGCAUCUUUAAAAACCGGCCAGGAAGUAAGGAGAGACGAUUUUCUAGUACGGAGACCUAAAACAGCAAUGCCUGAACUUGGUAUGUCUGACAAACAUUGCCUGACCAAGCCUUAUGAGACCACCUAUGCACGAGAGUAUGUACCACGACCCGAUCCAGAUGUCAGGGCAUUAAGGCCAAUGACGUCACAUGCAUUCUCAGGACCGCGCUCUGCGCCCCCUGUUGGCAGCAUCACUACCUACCAGGACGAGUUUUUUAGAAAGAAUCAGCGUCCGGCCACUCCGAUUCGUUCUGGCACUGCCUCCGGCGACAGGAACAACAAACCCCAUCCGCCUCAGUCCUUCAUUGUCUGGAAAUUACCCUCAAAGGGUCAGAGGUUCCAGCCGCCUUCGCCCUGGUCAGAAGAAGUGACCAACGAGAAGCUGAACCAGGUGACUAAGCGGCUUUGUCGCUCUGUCUAUCAAGACAGACUACUUGGUAUUCCCCAAGGGUACCAGAUGAAGAGCGCUUUCAAUCUGCCCCCUGACUGGAAGGAACGGGUACAGUACUCUGUGGACAGCUUCCAGCGCUCCACGUACCAAGUACCGCAGCAGCAGCCGGAGCACGCGGUACCCACCACCCGGUACGGCGCCAGCCAACGGAUGGCGUCCAAAGGCAUCGUUCCCUCUUCUAAUGCCACAUGCUUGGACAUCAGGAGUCGCACCACUUACGACCGCCACUAUAACGACAAUGCCGGCGCCGUGGCUGAUCAGAUUCGUGACACCAACAGACGUCUGGAACGAGAAGCUUUGAUGGCGAGCGUGGAGAGAGCCAGGAAUGAAGAGAAAGAAGUAGCGAGCAAGGCUGUGGAGGACCAGAUGACCAACACAUCUACACGCACCUAUACACCGCCUCCUUCGUACCUACGUCCUCCAGUGCCAACCCCCUAUCGAGCACGCGCUGUUGUGCCAGCGGCCACGCCCAUCACCAACUUCAGCCCUGCCCACCCUCUACUCGUGCCUUCGCCCCCACCCUCAACCAAUUGUGUGCCCCUGUUUCUCUCUUGAAAACUAAGACAACGGGGUCCCAUAUUAAUAAUAAUGUUUCUCCAGGAUCUGCCACUCAAGGAACUUUACAAUCCAUUUAAGAAAAGACUGUAAGAUGACAAGAGUUUACAGGUUGCUGCACCGCUUGCACAAAACUAGCGGCGAUUCCAGUAGGAACAGUCUCUGUAUUUUGUUGUUGCUACGCCUAAAACUUCAAAACAAGAGGGCACUUGGCUUGUUUCUCGCCUCGAAUAGAAGUGGAGCUUAAAAAGAGACAGGCUAUUCAUUUUAAAUAAACUUCAAUUUUUAAACUUCAAACGCAUAACAAGCAGACUGUGUGUGUUCCUCGAGCGUGUGGUCGUGUACUCUUAUAAUAAAUUCCAAAACCACUUGACCCUCCCCCAAGACCUCACCCACCCACCCCAAACUGUUUACAGAUUCUGUCAAAUGUCAGAAAUCAUCAUCAGUUCCACAGGGAAAGAAUCUGUGUAUCUGCUCAAGGGCUGGUGGGUGAGGGGAACGCCGCUUCAAGUAAGACUGCAAAACCCUGGGUGUCGUGCUUAGUGUCUCUGUGACAUUUCUUGUUAGCUACACUAGUCCUUAGACAUUCUGUAACAGUGUUUGAGGGAGGCACUAGUCUCUUUGCCUCCUGCAGAACCUGUUUUCAGAUGUGCUGUUAAGAUUUACAUUUUGUUGGAACUGUUGGAUGUACUCUGUUGACGAGAUUAUGUGAGGGAUAUUCAUUUUCAUUGUUUACAUGUGUUUGUUUUGCGUACACAAAGUAGCAUUUCCCUUCUAAAUGACACGACUAUACUGCUAAAAUGCUUUCAUCUGUUUUCAUGCUUUUAUCAAAGACUUUGGGAUCGAUAUUUUAUGUCUGUGAUGCUAAAGUAUCCAGACUUGCUGUACACAAAAAGUUGUGUUUAAGUAGAAAACUAUCUUUCUAUAUGAAUUUGCUUGUCUUUAAAUUUCUUGUGUUUUUAAAAGAGGUCGGCACAUUAAAUUCUUAUAUUGAAACUGUUUAAAAAAAUAAAUGCUAUGAAGGUGGAUACCUUCCUAGAGCAUAACGAUAAUUUUCGUAUGACAAACACUAUGAAGUGCAAUUGCAAGAGUGUUAGCACUUGCUGCUAAAUUUACAAAUUUUUAUAAAAAGUUCCAUGGACGAAAACUGUUUUCUUGUAAAUAUUGCAGCAAAGAAAAAA
This is a messenger RNA of Pomacea canaliculata, 2768 nucleotides long. RefSeq names its product testis-expressed protein 26-like. Gene Ontology annotation, cellular component: cytoplasm. The record is from RefSeq and is a predicted model, not a curated record. NCBI's taxonomy places the organism in Eukaryota, Metazoa, Mollusca, Gastropoda, Architaenioglossa, Ampullariidae.